Molecule: messenger RNA, 887 nt
Organism: Zea mays
Lineage: Eukaryota; Viridiplantae; Streptophyta; Magnoliopsida; Poales; Poaceae
Exons: 1
Coding region: 222-620 (132 amino acids)
Source: RefSeq, a predicted model, not a curated record
CACGCACACACCUAAUCGGAUAUGGCGCAACUGAGUGAUUAGUUGGCUAAUUAAUCCAGGCGCCCCGACCGGCUCGCCUGCGUCGUCGUCCACUCGCUGGGCGCAGGGCGCUACAAGUAGCCGCGAAAUGGCGAGAGCAGCCGCACAGAAAAAAGCCAUCAAAGAGCAAGGCACAGUGCUAUAGAGGUAAACGGGGGAGAAGACGAGCGAGGCCGAGGACAAUGGGAACGAGCCUUGCGCAGGCGGUGACGGCGCUGAUGGGCACGUGCGCGCGGCAGCUGUCGCGGGCGGCUCGGCGGCUGCACCGGCGCCCGCGCGCGCGGCAGGCGCUCGCGGCGUCCUUGUCGUCGCGCGCCGUCGUGCCGUUCCUCGAGAAGGCCGCCGGGUCCAAGAGGAGGAGGAGACGCGAACAGGAUGAGCCGAGCUUCGAGGCAGAGGAGGACGGGGUGUGGAGGAAGGAGAUAAUGAUGGGGGAGCGCUGCCAGCCGCUGGAAUUCUCCGGGGCCAUCUACUACGACGCCGAGGGCCGCCGCCUCGAGCAGCCGCCGACCCCGCGCUCGCCGCUUCGCAGCCCGCUGCCGUCCAUCACGCUCGCGGCAAUCGCCGGCGGAGGGCACUAGCGCGCAGCUAGAGAGCACUCGAUUUCGCUGUAAAUGUACGUACAUGGUUUUUGUUCUCUCUCAAUCUCUUGUGUUGGUUUCUCUCUCUCUGGACGUCGGCGUGUGCUGCGAGUACCAUGUAAAACGUCUAUGGAAAUCUGGCUUGCUGUUCUCUACAAGCUGGCGCGGCUCUGAAUAUCUGCUACAGUACGUACAGUUCUCCAUCGGAUCCAUCAUCGUCAGCAUUAGUACAGUACAUUACUCCAUUAUAUUGUGAACAGGUUGCUU